AUGCGCUUCACACUGGCCUCCCUCCUCGCCGGCUCCGUCGCCGUCCUCGCCGUACCAAACAUCAACCUGGGCUUCCUGGGCUUCCCCUCCGGCGGCAAGUUCAUCGCCUGGGAGGCGGGACUCAGCGAGAAAGACGCCUGCGCAAACUACGUGACCAUCACAGGCUCCGACGGCGGGCCUGCACCCCCCCGCUGCGGCACCGAAUUCACCCUCGACGGCAACACGGGUCUCUCGCUGGCCUGUCUUUCGGACGGGUCGACCGUGACGGGCGUCAACCAGGACGGCGCGCAGGUGGAGAGCUGCUCGCCUGUGUCGGAUGAGGGGACGGCAUGCACGCAGGGCGUCGAACUGACACAGGCAUAUGCUUGUGUGGUUUAG
This is a messenger RNA of Penicilliopsis zonata CBS 506.65, 378 nucleotides long. RefSeq lists its product as hypothetical. Lineage: Eukaryota; Fungi; Ascomycota; Eurotiomycetes; Eurotiales; Aspergillaceae. The coding region runs from base 1 to 378 and encodes 125 amino acids. The transcript has a single exon. The record is from RefSeq and is a predicted model, not a curated record.